AUGUUUUGUUGUCGACGUAUCACCAGUGUCGCCGGCGUGUGCUUGUGUUGCGGCUCCAUGGGCUGUGCUGGGCCAAACAAUGACGCCGGGGCGUUUUUGUGUCGCAGCUCCAAGGGCUGUGCUGGGCCAGACAAUAUCGCCGGCGUGUGCUUGUGUUGCAGCUCCAAGAGCUGUGCUGGGCCAGGCAGUGACGGCUGCGUGUGCUUCUACAUGGGCGUGCUGGGCCCCGACGCGUACAUCGACGCGGGCGCGGGCGCGUGCAGGGGCGUGCCGGGGCUGACGCGCCGCCAGCAGCGCGUGUGCCGCGACCGCCCCGACCACAUGGCCGUGGUGGCCCGCGCCGCGCGCUCCGCCAUCCUCGAGUGCCAGCGCCAGUUCCGCAACUCGCGCUGGAACUGCUCCACCGUGCGCGACCGCUCCGUCUUCGGGCCCGUCAUGCAGUUCGAUGGAGCAUAUCGUGAUAUGAGAAGUCGUUUACACUAG
Messenger RNA from Gryllus bimaculatus (two-spotted cricket), 483 nucleotides. The record is from the annotation of a GenBank genome assembly. Lineage: Eukaryota; Metazoa; Arthropoda; Insecta; Orthoptera; Gryllidae.